This is a messenger RNA of Malassezia vespertilionis, 181 nucleotides long. RefSeq names its product GTP-binding protein (gene RHB1). Lineage: Eukaryota; Fungi; Basidiomycota; Malasseziomycetes; Malasseziales; Malasseziaceae. Gene Ontology annotation, molecular function: GTP binding; GTPase activity. The transcript has a single exon. The record is from RefSeq and is a predicted model, not a curated record. The annotation marks the transcript as partial.
CCAAGUGUCCGAGCAGGAAGGCAAAGAGCUCGCACAGCAGCUCAAGUGCGGCUGGGUCGAGACCAGCGCACGGCACAACGCCAACGUGCCCAAAGUAUUUGAGAUGACUCUUGCAGAGAUUGAAAAGGCGCAAGGGAGCGACGGCAGCGACGCGCCGGCGUCGCGGUGCAGCAUCAUGUAG